GCGAGUAGGUGAGUGUUCUGCUCUACGUGCAGUACAGAUAACGUUGUGUUACUGGAGGGGUAACCCAUAUAGAUUACAGGGGCUAUCGACAGUCAAAGUCCCAGGUGGGGGCCUGUGCUGCCUUCACUUGUGUCAAACUCUCCUAGACAGUCACUAUAUGUGCCAUUAUCCCCCAGAAAUCAUCCACCAUGUCUGCAGUUGUCCUUCACAAAUCUUUCACCAUAUCUGUGCAGUUCUCCCCCAGAAACUAUUCACUAUGUUUGUACCGUUCUCCCCUAGCAACCAUUCACCAUAUCUGUUCUAGUCCUCUUGAGUAACCAUUCACUUUGUCUCCACCUCAAAAAUGUUUUUGGCAAGCAUAACGCAGAUUUUUCUUUUUAGUGCAAAUUAGGCUAAGCCUGGGCAUUGAGGCCCAAGGUGCAGGGUGAAUGAAUCAUCACAAGCAACUGUUAAUUUUCCUCCCCAGGUGUGCAGCUGUGAUGGUCAUGUUAACCUAGCCCUCAGCGCCACCUCUUCCCGCCUGGUCCCUCGGUGUGUCCUGCCCUGUUGCCAUGACGUGGUGCGCCCUCACUGCCACGUCCAGCCUGUUGCUACUGUUUGUGGUGCCCUCCCUCUGCAGCCAUACAGGGGAGUUCCCCAGCCUGGUGGCCAACCUGACCCUGGACAAAGAGGCAGCAUGUGUCUCUGCAUGUAAAGUCUUUCCAGACUGUGAUUUGAAGGCCUUUGAAGAAGAGAAGAAAAUGUGCUAUUUUUUCAAGUGUCCCAAUGGCACUGACUGCCAAACUUUCUCUGUGGACGAGCUUCUCAAAAGCCAAGGAACUGGUGACCAUGUUGCCCCAGAAAACUCUCAAUUGCCCUUGUCUCCAAGUGCUUCUGUUCCUGCUGCCAUUGAUGACUUGUUGCCCCAAGAGCACCAGUCAAACUCGUCAUUGCCCAUCCACCCUAACAGCAGCAACACAGAUUUAAUGCUCGACAAGGGUACAAAGAAUAGCACUUUGCCUCCAAGCAGCACGACUUUAUACUCCCCGUCCCUGUCAUCCACUGGAGACACCUUGGGGCAGGGACCCGCACCUGUGGCUACAGCUGUUGAUAGUACACCUUCACCAUUUCAGCCCACAGGUGAGGCCGCUCCCACAAAUCUCACUACCAUUACCAGCAAACCUGCUACCAUCAACAUCACUACAACCAUGACUACCAUGCGUACAAAUAAGUCUGACAGUGCGGCAGUUACGCCAACGACCCAAAUCUCACUGAAUAAAACCUCUGCAACAAAACUUACCACCACAAACGCUGCAAAUCUGACAACCACAGCCGUGGCAACAACCGCAAAGACGACAACCACGUCGGCGUCAACGACCACGGCCAUCAUGACAACAACACCAACAGCCGCAAUCUCCAAAACGCCACCGGCUACCACCUCAACUACGGCCAUGGCGAAGGAGACGCCAUCGCUGACCACAGUGAAUGUCCGUAGCACCCCUGCCUCCUCGCUGAGUGCCCCAGAGCCAGUCACCAGCCCGCCCAGGACUACUCCAGGAAAGGAGGGAGGAAACGGUAAAAAAGCCAUUCUAGACGUCGCUGCUGGCCCUCUGACCCGGCAGCUGGUGGACACCAGCUCAUUACUGGCCGUGCUCCUGUUCGGUCUGAUCUUCUUCCUAGUCACCGUGGCCCUUUUCCUCACGCAGGCCUAUGACAGUUACAAGAAGAGAGACUACACCCAAGUGGACUACCUGAUCAACGGAAUGUAUUCAGAUUCAGGCGUCUAAUGGCUAAAGCUGGGAGAGUUGGUGUUUACAUUCCAAAAAUUUCAUUUUAUAUUAAUUUGUCUUGCUUUUUUCUUUCUUUUUUGCUUUUUUGGAAAGGAGUUUAGAAACUGCUUAAGGUUUGAAUGGUGACACACAAAUAUGUUUCCACACAGACGUCACAGUAAUAGACAGGUGCGAUCUUCUGAUUUUGGUUAUUUGAACAUGUUUGGGGUUUGCAUUUUCCUAUGGUUUUGAUAAUCACCCAGCAUUUCCUAUGCAGGCAUUGUGCACUUGCUGUCCAUCUAUGAUGCUGCUGUUCAGUUUGCUGUGGCACACGUAGUACCCAACAGCUCCACUAAUUUGGAUAGUUCUGUUUUUUUUUUGUUUUUGUUUUUUUGUUUUUUUUUUAAGAAUGAGAGCUUCUCAGCACUGCAGAGCUGCUGUUGAGAAUUCCUGUCCAAGUUUUGAUUGUUAACAUUUCUAUUCAAAAUUUGAGUGAACACAGGCCGGUUCUGCAAUGCUAUGGGAAGGGAAUAGUACUGUUGUAUAAAUUGGGCUUGAUAAAAUGAAGUGCCAACUGAUUGAAUAAUAUUUAACUUGAAUAAACUUUAAGGUCAUUAAGCUCUUUAAUUCUUGUCAAAAAUACACAGUGAAAAAUGCAAGCCCUAAAUAUGUACCGGAUGUUCAUACACCAACCUGUUUCACUGUAUCUGGGCCAUGCUAUGUAGGCGGAGUGUUGAGUGUGUGUUUGUGCGUGCGUGCGUGUGCGCACAUGCAUGCUCUCUUAUGUAGCUGAUGCAUCUUCAUCCGCAAAGCCGUGAGUACUGAGUCUUAAAUUUCAGUAUUUGCUAACCAUUAAACAUAGAGAGGUACAGUUUGCUUAUGAAGUGAAUAACUCAUUUUACUUCAUUUUAUGUGUGUGUGUGCAUGUGUGCAUGUGUGCGUGUGUGUGCGUGCGUGCGUGCACGCGUGCAUGUGUGUGUGUGCACGUGCGUGCGUGCACGUUAAAGCAAGAUUAUUUCGCGUUUUGUAAACAUGUCUCAACAUUUUAUUUCCUGAGUUCAUUAUGCAAGACUUAAUUAAUAAUGCCUUUCCCUACAAUUAUCACCAGCCCCCUGGUCCCCAACACAUUUUUUAUUUUUUAUUCCAUUUAAUGGGUUAAGAAUGAAUGCCAAAAUAAUAUCCAGAACUCUGGAGCACAUCCUUAUGAAGCCAAGGGAAUCACACAGCCAUUAUGAAGUGCAUUCAAGCAGCAAGGAAGUUAAAGAAACUUUCUAAUGUUUUGGAGCUGCCAAAGAAUAGCACAAAUCAGAUUGUUUAUGUGCCAAUUUCUGUCUGUAUAGUCUAAUAAUGCACUAUUAAAAAAUGAAACGGGUUUUGCAAUAAUAAAAGCAGGCUAUGCUUUUCAUAAUUUCAUUUAACCAAGAAAUGUCUUUUUUAAUUUACACAACAAAUACAAUGUGUGUGAGACAACACGUUUACAGAUUAGUCCUGUAUGUGUAGUACCCUCUAAUGAGGACAGCUCAUCCUUUUUCAUAAUAAUCAUUGUUUGUGAUGUAUCUCCACAAACUGUAUAGAUGUACUAUUAAUGUGUACAGUACAGUUGAUUAGCAAAAUGUACAUCACAUUAAUAUCGGAAAGAAAGCCUGCACUUAGAGUGUAGUGAUAAGACCCUGGGAACAUGAUAAAGACACACUUCCUGUUUUGAGAAAAUGUAAUGUUAGCUAAUUGGCAAAGAAGUGGAUAAAUGCUUUUGGAGCAGGUGGGUUUUGUUGUUUGAGAGGGAGAAAAAUAUAAGGUGUUAAGAGUUGGCUGUAGGGAAUAGGCAGAAGGGCUACUUUCAUUUGGGAAAGAAGGGAAAAAAUAUGAACCGAAAAAACAAACUGGACAGAUGAGCACAUAGCUGUAUAAGGGUGUAUGUUGUUUUUACACCACAGCUACCUGUCCUGCCGUUUACUUAUAAACGUAAUCUCAAACCAUUUCUUACAAAUCUCAAAUCUUCUUCUGCUUAGCCAAAGGUGCUACAGCCAACAGCUGAAAAAACUAAACCCAAAUAAGAUUUAAACUGUCACAGUUAAGUCAGUAGCCCUUCAACUGCAUUGCAUUACUGCAAGUUACAGGCGUGUGUCUUUGACGCCUAUUUCAUUGUAAUGUUUUGUUUUCCCUUAGGCAUUUAUGCAAUAAACUGCUCUGCAGCAUGUACAUGUAGUAACUGACUGUAGAACACUUUCUAUAACUUUAUGGGAAGGUCAGAUGGAGGAAUUCAUAUUCAGGACAUUAGACCAAAAUAUUGUGUAUCAUGAAACUGGUAAACUGUGUUAUGAGCAAAGUUCAAUUGUUGAAACCCAUAUUUUGUUGUCUUAAGACAAAAUAAUCUUUCAGACUGUACAAUGCCAUGAAAAGAAAAUUCUCCCCUUCCUGAUUUCCUUUAUUGUUGCAUAUUUGUCACAUUGGCAAUGGCUGAACGUCUUUGGACUGGGGUUGGGUAUUGUUUGAAAAUUUUCAAUACCGAUACCAAAACCGAUACCUUUAAUUCGAUACAAUACCUCCACGAUACUUUUUUCGAUACUUUAUAUUAUGAAAACCUUAUCGGAUUAUCGGCCAACUACUUUUCUAUAAAUGAUUAUACAGCGAGCACCAUAAUUCAUUGGACAGUGACACAUUGUGUUAUUUUGGUUCUGUACUCUAGCACUUUGAAAUAGAAAGGAUACAAUGACAAUGAGGUCAACGUGCAGACUGGCAGCUUUAAUGUGGGAGCAUUUUCAUACAUAUCAGAUGAUCAUAUAUGCAUAACACAUAUUUUUAAAUAUUUGCCAUCUACGUGGUUACUAAUGUUUAAGUCGCCUGUAUACAACUACGCCGGUAGUGAUUAGCUGGCUGCGAUAGCGUUAACGUCGUCUACCGUAAAGUAUCGAAAUUUGGCACCGUUUUUUCCAAAAUAAUUUGAUACUCGGUAGGACCGACAUAAUUCGGUCCGUGCCAAAUGGCACCGUUUUUUGAUACCCAACGCUACUGAUAUUACAUUUUGUCUAAAGAUCUGAAACCAUUUACUGUGACAAAUGUACAAUACUAGAGGGAAUCAGGAAGGGGCUAAUAGCUUUUCACGGCACUGCAUGUGUAACAGCAAAGUAAGUCAUUCUGGAAAUGGUCAUGGAAAAAUGACCUCUGUGGAUGCAGUGUGUUUCUGUAGAGGACAUAAACUAUAUGAUGUGUGAGGUUUUAUGUCACUUGGAAAAGACAACAGCCACUACAGCUGUAAAACCAGCAGUGACUGUGAGGGUUUGAGGACACGUGUGUGGGCCAUUUGUCUACAUGUAUGACACACAAAGGAGUACUCGUGAAAUAAAACAAAUCAAGGUUAUAAAUACAA
This is a messenger RNA of Anguilla anguilla (European eel), 5115 nucleotides long. RefSeq lists its product as uncharacterized. The record is from RefSeq and is a predicted model, not a curated record. NCBI's taxonomy places the organism in Eukaryota, Metazoa, Chordata, Actinopteri, Anguilliformes, Anguillidae. Bases 552 to 1766 code for a protein of 404 amino acids. The transcript is spliced from 3 exons.